This is a messenger RNA of Bufo gargarizans (Asiatic toad), 6739 nucleotides long. RefSeq names its product glutamine and serine rich 1 (gene QSER1). The coding region runs from base 225 to 5501 and encodes 1758 amino acids. The record is from RefSeq and is a predicted model, not a curated record. The transcript is spliced from 13 exons. Lineage: Eukaryota; Metazoa; Chordata; Amphibia; Anura; Bufonidae.
AGGCCGCUGCUACCAGAAGGGGGAGAGGGAGGAGGCGCCAUGCCCGGUGCAUCCUGGGAAAUAAACUAACAUGGGGAGCAGCUCCGGGCUCACCAUGCACUUCAAUCCCACGGAGUGAGAGCCUGACGUGACCCCCCCGCCGCCGCCAUAACACGGCCCACUGCGUCACCGCCUCCCGGGGACGAUGUGAGGGGGCUGGAAGCGAAGAACCGCAGCCUCUCCCGAUGAUGGACAGGAACUACCCGACUCCCACCUUUACCGACCCUCUGGCCCCAGCCUCCCCUGCCGCCUGGGCCUACGAGCGGAGCGCGGCCGGGAUUAAGCCCAGUCUGAGCUAUGGAGGUGGACAUCCGUCUCAUUCAGAAACAGAGCUCCUACACCGACAGACCUAUGCAGCCACUCAUCAGCUCCCUGCAUAUGCCACCACGCACCAUCCUACAGGUUUAUCUGGCAUUUUUGACACCAGCCUCCACGUGGCCGGUGGGAACACUACAGAAACGUCCGUGAUGAACUUUCUAUCUGCAAUAGAGUCUCGGACAGCUCAGGCAGCGUCGUCGGGCGCCACCCUCCUGCCACAGUUCAGGGCUCCAUCAUGGCAAACUGGCAUGCAUUCCUCGACAGAACUGUUUGUUACUGGAGCUUUGCAAACCUCUGGAACAUUUCCAACAUCUGCGCUCUCAGCCUAUCAACACCCAAACACAUUCAGCUCUAGAAACUUUGCCACAACUCCAUCUUUAACUCUUCAAGAUGGGACUUACAGCGCUACGACGAAUGGUCUGCUUUCUCAUCACGACCCUUUGCUGCAAAUCAAGACAUCACAGACUCCUACCGCCUUGACAUUUGAACGUCUUGGCAGCGCUGUGCUUAGUACUGGAAUACCCCAGUCCUCAACAUAUCGGUCUGCCCAGGAAUCUGCGCCUCAUCUCUUACAGCCUCAGUUCAGUUUGUUGCCGUCAGCCCUCGGUGGGACCCAACAGACCGCUCAGCCAUACAGUACAUCAGUGUUUACUGGUUCUACCGCCUCCAUAGAAAGAGCACUUCAGAGGGAAUGUAGUGUUAUAAAACACCAUCAGAGGCCUUCUAGUACGCAGUCUGUACAGGCACAGCUAUCUGGUACUCAGCAUUCCUUACCGAAUUAUUUAACAAGUGUAACUGGGGCCGGCUUGCAGGACACGUCAAGACAGUCCGCUCUGCUAUGUGCUCCUCUCGGAGCUCUUACUCAGGUGAGCAAUGGUGGACCGGUACAGAAAACUACUCAAGUUUCUGUGGAAUUAUCUCAAUCUUACCCAUCUGUCAUACCAUCCCCUGGUUUCCCUCCCUCUUCUACGAAAUCAAAGAACUGCCCCACAAAGGCACCCCCGAGGUCCUCAAAGACCCCCAAAUCUCAGAGUGUAGCGUCUCCUGGGCACACCCAAAGUUAUAUAAAGUCUUCUCAGAAUCAGAGUUCUGUCAUUUCAAGCCAAGCACAAGCCUUCUCCUCAGCACAGCUUAGUAGCCUUUUACCUGUAAGCCAGCCCCCCAUCUAUGUCUCGACACAGUCCCCCAACCUACCAUCUGCUAGUCAAUCGCAAGUGUUUUCAACAAUCAAAUCGGAAAAGCUGCCUCCUUUAUACAAACCACUGACUGCUUUCUCUAGCCAAUCACAAACCAUAACCUCCGGCAGCCAGACACUAAGUUACUCGACGGGUCAGCCGCUUGCGCUGUCGUCUGUUACGAGCGAGAACUACUCAGAUCAAACGCGAGAUUUGUCUUCAGCUAACCAGACUCAAAGUUAUUCUUCCAGUAACACUCAGGGUUUAACUCCAGUCAGUCAAUCACAAGUUAGCUAUUCAUCUCAGUCCCAGGUGAUGUCACCAGUCAGUCCUUCAGAAAGUUAUAAUUCAGGAACGAACCUACCACUGUCAUCCCCAUCUCUUCCAUUUUCUGCUUCCUCUCGCGGGCAGACUUUGCCUGCUUCGAGUCCUACCCAAAAUUACAUUUCUAUGCAUUCAUCACAGGCUACUCAAGACUCUACUUCCCCACAGUCCCAAAAGUUUUUGCCAACCGUCCCCUCGUCCUCCUUUUCAUCCCCUCCGCACUCGCAAGCGUUGCAAAACAGUAGAACGACUGCAGACUCCAAAUCCUACGUCAAGAGGAAGUCCGAGACCAACCUGUAUGCAAGCGUAAAGCAAGAGGAGAAAUUCCAGAUGUCUGAUUUGCAGACGUUACAACAGCAAGCCAAUCUUGAGUCUUCUGCUCAAGGACUAAACGACAGGGAGAUGAGCACACAAGAGACUGCUUACAGUGUUUCCAAGGCGGAUGACCGAUAUUCUCAAAGUGUUAUCAAAAGCAAUUCUCGUCUGGAAGAUCAAGUUCUCGGCCUUCAAGGGCCGAAAAAAGAUGAGCCAAUGAUGAGCCCUGUUGGUCAUAUGUCUCAGCACGUUGGUCAUAUGAACAGUUCGGCUGGCCACGAUGCUAAAAAUUCCACCGACUUGAUACAGCCCACACAGGUUAGUGCUAAGGACUUGAGCCAGCAUAACAUGUUACACAAAGUGCACGAAACAAAGCAUCCGGAGCAGCCAAGCACGUCCCCGCAGCUCCAAGCGGUUUUAAGGCAUCCUCAGCACCUUCAGCUGCAAGGUACGCAGGUACUUCUGGAUUCAGAUUUGCAAAUGUUUCAGCAGUCCAUUUUACAGUCCAGCUUGGGCCAAGCAAAGGCACCUGCAUCAAUGCAGCGCAUUCAGAGUCCUCAACAAGUAGCGCCGCAUUUCCUUCAGAUGGACGGACACAUUAUCCAGAGCAACGGAGGGCAGCCUCAGCCAUCGCUGCACUCUCAAAGCUCCGACGGGAUAAAAAUGGACACCUCCGACGGGAAGCAUCUGCAGCAACACUUGCAGCCAAAAGAUUUUGGCCAGAGAUCACGGCUAGACUCAAAGAAUCAGUUUGAGUCUUUGAACCCCAUGUGUUUUACAGAGUCCAUGUUGCUCAGCGAUGAAAGGAACUUUUUGUCUCAUGUUGAUGACAUUUUAGCAGCAACCGCAGCCCAAGAAUUUGCCAAGUCUUCGAGCGAGGAUAACUUGUCUGUCAAACCAGAUGACCCAAAGUCCCGCUUCCAGUCCCUAAAUAUAAGGAACACACCUACAAACUUUACUCCCUCAAAACAGCAGCAGAAUCUAAACACUCUUUCAUUAAAUGGUGGCCAAACAGCAAUAAACCUUUCUACUGUUUCUACGACUCAUUCCAAAAACCCAAGUCUUGAUCAAAACCAGAUCCAGCCUUUGGAACAAGACUUGCCAAGCGGUAUGGGUUCACCGGUGCUAGGGACCAGUCAGGAUGACCAUGAGAAGAAUUCUGAAAUGAGCAAGAAGAAUGACUCUAAGGACACUAAUGACGUGGCGAGGGAUAUCGGAGAUUCAGAAUUUUUGGGCAGUGCAAAAAGCCUCAAUGAGGACAAUGGCUCAUCUGAUAGAGACUUUCUCAUGAACACGGAUGACCCUGCAGCUGUCCAGCACAUGUCAAAAAUUGAUCCUCAAGCAGGCAGCAGCUCUGGUGGCCAAAUGGACGAUGACUGCCAAGAUCUAGCCCAAGACGGCCUUCAAAAACUCAAGGGAAAAGAUAAAAUGCCAAUGAAACAUUUUACAGAAGAUGAAAAUGCAAACGUCAAGCAAGCUAAACGAAAUGUGCAAAUGAAACGGCCCUUGUCUAAAGGCCCCGACGCGGGGAUGCAGUAUUCAUCACACGUUUCUGAGGGUUACUAUGAUAGUUACCAGCACCAAGAAAAGAUGAGGCAGAAGAUAAAGGAAGUGGAGGAGAAGCAACCAGAAGUAAAAACUGGUUUUAUAGCCUCCUUCUUGGACUUUUUAAAGACUGGACCAAAACAGCAGUUUUCAGCCCCUGCAGUGCGUGUACCUAAUCGAAUCAGGAGGCCGUGUACCCCGGUCAUAAAGUCCCCUUGUCCUGGCCCCCCUCCUCAGCCGCAGUCUGCAGGUUCUGAGAUGGGUGGCUCUCCUAAAAAGACCGAGGAGGAGUUUAAGAAGAACCUGGAAGCGUUGCCUUCUUUUUCUUCUGAUGAUGAUGAUUCUGUUGGAGGCAAUAAUGAUCUUCAGAAGAGCAUCACCACAGCGUUGUCCGCCUUAGAUGAGAACGGCGAGAAAAAGAAUAAAGCAGGUGAAAAGGCACCAACUUCAGGGAAGCAGGAAUCUCCUCCAGUCUCUUCCCCGAGAACCACUCAGGAGAAGCCGAAAGUGAUCGAGACCCAGAAGAGCACCCAAAAUGAGCUCACGCAGACCGAGCAGCUGGCCAAGCCGCACGACACCAUUGCAAUCGAAGGCUGCACGGAUGACGAGGGCACGGAAAGCGGUGGAGAGGGGAUCUACAGGGAACGCGACGAGUAUGUGGUCAAGAUUGAAGACAUAGAAAUGCUGAAAGAAGCAUUGCAUACUGGCAAGGAACCUCCAGCCAUUUGGAAAGUCCAAAAGGCCUUGCUCCAGAAGUUUAUCCCGGAGAUUCGAGAAGGACACAGGUUGUUUGCUGCCACGAACAGUUACCUUGGCUACUUUGGAGAUGCCAAAACAAAAUAUAAGCGAGUAUAUGUGAAAUUCGUGGAGAACGCAAACAAAAAGGAGUACGUGAGAGUGUGCUCAAAGAAACCCAAGAGCAAGGCUGCUCCCGCUCCCAGUCGAAACACUCAUACAAAGGUCAGCGUGAGUAACAAGGCAACCACCGAGACUCCUCCGCAGAAAACCGUGCCGCCAAAAGUCGUGUCUGCAAAACCAAAAGCCAAACAGCCAAAGACCAAGGCUGAACCUCCACCAAAGAAGAGGAAACAGUGGAAGGAGGAGUUCUCAUCUUCUCAGUCGGACUCCUCGCCAGACAUGCAGAGUGAUGAGGAAGAGUUUGAGCCCCCGCCUCCCCCAGUUGUUACUCGCUUCUUGAACACAAGGGCCAUGAAAGAGACCUUCAAGGGAUACAUUGAGCUGCUUGUAGGAGUUGCGUUGGAUGCCGAUGUGAUGCAAAACCUUGAGAAAGCUAAUGAUGAAGUUCUUCUGCCACACAUGAGGAAGAUCGAAGGGAUGUUAAAUGAGAACAGGAGGCGACUGCUCACAAAACUACAGAUGGAUCAGCCAUUGAAGAAUGCCUUGGAAAAUUAUCCAGAUGUAACCACGAUUACUCGUGAGGCAAAAGGAAAAUCAGGAGGGGCACCUGUGUGUAAAAUAAAAGUACACGGCAAAUGGUACAACAAGAAAACCAUGCGACCCACUAAAACAGCUUCAAAGCAAUCACAGGAAUUCCCUGUAGAUCCAGAAAAAUCCCAGUUGUGUUCACUCUAUCAUGCACUCCACCAUUACAAGUACCACAUAUACCUUUCAUGCAAAGAUGAGGUUACCUCUGUUCAGAAAUCAAAUCGGGACCUACAGCAAGCAGACCUCGUUAACCACUGUCUGAAAAACAUGAAGUGGGUGGAGGAUCUCUUUGAAAAAUUUGGUGAACUUUUGAGCCGGGUGCAACAGACUUGCUCUUAAAGCCUGGCUUUCUUUUUUUUUUUUUUUUUUUUUUUAAAUAUUUGGAGACCCUCACGACCAUCUUAUUCCCGUCUCUCACAGUUCUCCUUGUUGUAUAUCCCCCCUCCCCCUCAUCAAACAGCCUAACAUAUUUUAAGCGGAGACAAGAGACUCUGGUUGGCACCUUUACAUGACUGCAGAGAUUGCUGAUGAAUAUACAGCUCUGGAGAGUACGUCGGGAAUGAACGCCUGGGAGACGAGCAGCACGUUUGUCCCCCAUUCAUUUUGUAAACUGUUCCCUGUUGCAUAUUCUCCCCCCCCCCCCCCUUCCUAAGACAAAAUGAUACAGCAUGCACUAAACUAUAGAAUAAAUUACUUUAUUACCUAUAGCGUUAACACCUAAAACUGCUUUACUACAUUUUUUUUUUUCUCCACCAAAAUUAAAAGCAAAAAAAAUUCAAGACCCCGUUCACUCCUCUCCCUCACCCUAUUUUUCUCCCUCCCAUGCUUAAAAAAAAAAAAAAAGACAAGAACAUAUAAGGUGGAGUUACAGGAACAAUCUCUGCAUUUUUAAUUUACAGGCCACAGCAUUUAGAAUAUUGUACAUUUUGUAAAACAGAGUUUUGCGAUACAUCACUUUAUGAUAGCCACCAUGACAAAAAGAAAAAAAGAAAAAUGGUAGAAAAAAAUCGUUAUGCUUUACGGACUCCUUUUACAAGUUUCUUUUGGUUCAGGUGACUGAACGCGGAGUUGGUGCAAUCCUUUGACUGCUUUUUGUGUCAAAUUAUAUUAUAAUGGAUAAAAAUGACAUUAACUAUUUUCCCUGUUUUGAAGAAAACUAUUUUCCUUUAUACUGUGUUUUUUCUUUAAGGGAAAAAAAAAAAACAAUUGUACAUUUUAUCUCACGAAUAGUUGUAUUUUUCACAGAGAAAAUAUUUGUGGUUCUAAUUCUGUUUCCUGGGUCUUUGUAAUAAUACACUUCUUCCCGUUGUGUUUAUUUUUUUUAACUUUUUUUAUUUUAUUUUUUUUUUUUUUUGUCCUUCCUUUUCAGUAAACCCCUUCAUUUACAUGUUGAUUUCACAUUGUAUGCAAUAUAUCUUAAGCAAUGCUUCUAUCCCCUCCCUCCUCCUCCUCCCCCACCUAGAUAUUAGCGGCAGUUUUAACCGGCAAAAUGUAUAGCGGGUUACUAUAGUUUUUACAAUGUAGACAAUGCAACCAAUUUUCUGAUCCUUGGAAAUAAAUGACUUACUUAACAUGUA